Molecule: messenger RNA, 1441 nt
Organism: Mollisia scopiformis
Lineage: Eukaryota; Fungi; Ascomycota; Leotiomycetes; Helotiales; Mollisiaceae
Exons: 2
Coding region: 256-1347 (363 amino acids)
Biological process (GO): secondary metabolic process
Source: RefSeq, a predicted model, not a curated record
AUCAACCAACCUCACUAUGUUCUCGGAUUUCCUCCACGACUCAAUGUCCGGCGUGGCUUCAAGGUAAGAUGAGUAUCGACAUUGUCAUUCCUGUUGAUAUAAAGGUAGGUUUUCUUCCAUGCUGACCGCUUGACUCUUUCUCCCUUUUGUAUUUUUAAUAUCUGUCCCCAAACGGUCUACUCAAUACCAGGAACGGCCAUGCUUGGUACGCAGACUUUCUAUAUCGCCUAACACGCAGUCAAUUUAUCUCCAACAAUGGUCAAGCUCAACCUCGUCAAAUCUAGUAACGAUGAACUCGUCAGCAAACCCCUCGUCGCUGUAUUCGUCGGAGCUACUUCAGGCAUUGGAGCAUACACCGUCAGAUGCCUAGCCAAAACUCACGGCAAGACUGGAAAAGGUCUGCGAGUCUAUAUCGUGGGACGGAACGCGAAAGCAGCAGAGUCAAUCAUCGCUGAGUGUCAGAAGUCAUGUCCAGCUGGACAGUUUCUGUUCCAAUCUGCCAACGACCUCGCGCUCAUGAAAGAAGUUGACAUUACCUGCAAGCAACUCAUCAAGACGGAAGAGAAGGAAGCCAGUGCCAAGGGAGAAACACCUAGGAUAGACAUUCUGGUGAUGUCACACGCGAAUUUCAAGCCUUGGGAUCCACGAAAUGAAACAAGUGAAGGCCUUGACACAUUCAUGUCCCUCCUCUUCUACUCGCGAGCUCGCUUCACAACGAAUCUCCUCCCGCUCCUCCUAUCCUCUUCUCUCCCUGCACAUGUCGUCUCAGUAUUUGGCCCCGGCCGCGACGCUUCCUUCUUUCCUGACGACCUCUCCCUCCGCGACCCGAAGAACUAUGGGUUCAUGAGCUCCGGCUCACAUGCCGCCUACCUCAAAACAUUCUUCUUCGAAUACCUUGCUGCCAAAUACCCGGGCAAAUUAUCUUUGUGCCAUUACUUCCCUGGCUUGGUGUUGCAUGAGGGAUUUGAUUCGGGGCUUAAUGACCCCAGCUUUCCUUGGUGGUUCAAAGCCUCCAUCAAGUAUUUAAAGCCGAUCAUGAAGCUCGCUCCUUCAACCGUGCCUUGUGAGGAGAGUGGUGAGAGGACAUUGUUCAAUGCUUCGAAGAGAUUCCCUCCGAAGUCCGUUGAUGGAAAAGCGAACAUUGCGGCAGCGGGUGCUAUCGGGGUUGCGGAAAGCUCGGAUGGGGUCUUGGGAGGAGGGUCUUAUAGGGUAAACUACAACGGUGAGCAGGUCGCUAUUGGAAAGCAGUAUAAGAAGAUGAGAGAAGAUGGAUGGGCAGAGAAGUCUGUGCAGCAUACUCUGAAAUGUUUCGAGGAUAUCGAAGCGACGGGACACUUUUCUGGAUAAUCUACAUGGAGCUGAGGUUUUGUAGAGCGUGGGAGUUCGAAUUUGUUCCUAUAUCCUUAUUUAUUUGGGCUACCUAAGUAAUAACAGUUUUCCG